CAGCUUUAGGAUACAUCUGAAAAUCCUGAAGGCAGUAUUAGGCCCUCUUAUGUAAGAAGAGUAUUUACGUCCUUCAGAAUGCCCAACUCCAAUGCUAAAUUUCGUGGUAACCAUAGAGGUGGUCAGGAAGCCGGCAGGAGGGAGCUGGUUUCCAGGUCUUUGCAGAGUGCUCAGCAUUGCUUGGAGGACCAGGAUUUUGGAACUGCAUAUGCUCACUAUCUCCUGGUACUAAAUCUAGCUCCUGAGUUAAAAACUAGUGUCAAAGAAACAUUUCAGUUUACACUCUUUAAAUGGGCAGAAGAACUAGAUUCUCUGGCACGGAUUCAAGAUCUGUUUAACUGUUACGAACAAGCACUUGAACUAUAUCCAAAUGAUGAAGUGAUAUGUAAUAGUAUGGGGGAACAUCUUUUCAGAAUGGGCUUUAGAGAUGAAGCAGCUGGAUAUUUUCAUAAAGCAGUGAAGCUUAACCCAGACUUUGCUGAUGCGAAGGAGAAUUUUUACCGUGUUGCAAACUGGCUUGUGGAACGCUGGCACUUCAUCAUGCUCAACGAUACCAGGAGGAACCUUACUUACCUAAAAGCAAUUGAGAACGCUGUCUGCUCAGGGUGCAAAUCUGUCCUUGAUAUUGGAACAGGAACAGGAAUUUUGAGUAUGUUUGCAAAAAAGGCAGGAGCAUCUUUUGUCUAUGCCUGUGAAUUAUCAAAAACCAUGUAUGAACUUGCCCGUGAUGUGGUGGCAGCAAAUAAUAUGGAAAGAGAGAUCAAACUUCUGCAUUUGAAGUCACUUGAUAUAGAAAUUCCAAAGCACAUACCCGAAAGAGUUUCCUUGGUUGUCACAGAAACAGUUGAUGCUGGUUUAUUUGGAGAAGGAAUUGUGGAGAGCUUGAUACAUGCUUGGGAACAUCUACUUUUACAACCAAAGCCUAAAAAUCAAGAUGUCAGUAUUGGAGAGUAUGGCAGAGUUAUUCCUGCAAGUGCUACAAUAUUUGGGAUGGCAGUGGAAUGCAAAGAGAUACGUAGACAUCACAG
Messenger RNA from Fulmarus glacialis (Northern fulmar), 1028 nucleotides. Its product is annotated as putative protein arginine N-methyltransferase 9. Gene Ontology annotation, molecular function: protein binding; protein-arginine omega-N monomethyltransferase activity. The annotation marks the transcript as partial. The record is from RefSeq and is a predicted model, not a curated record. NCBI's taxonomy places the organism in Eukaryota, Metazoa, Chordata, Aves, Procellariiformes, Procellariidae. Gene Ontology annotation, biological process: peptidyl-arginine methylation. The transcript is spliced from 7 exons.